AUGAGUGAUCCCGUUGGCGCAGACGAUCUGGUCUAUGUCGCACAGGCCCAUGCUCCCCAAAAGGAGAUCCAGGCAGUUGAAGAGAAGAAGGAGUCUCAUCUCCCAAUUAACGAGAAAGAAACCGCGGUGGUGUCGGCCGUGCCAUCUAUCCACGAUGUCCACGAUGAUGGGCGCGAGUACCCAACCGAGGAAGAGGAGCGGACACUGCGUCGAGUCUCUGACACGGUCAGCUGGACAGCUUACACGGUCGCGUUUGUCGAACUGUGCGAGCGCUUCUCAUACUAUGGAACCACUGCAGUUUAUGUCAAUUUUAUCCAGCAGCCUCUCCCCGCCGGCUCCACCACGGGUGCCGGGUACAGUGGACAGUCGGGUGCUCUGGGCCAGGGUGAACGGACCUCCACUGCACUGACUACCUUCAACACCUUCUGGUGCUACGUCAUGCCCAUCUUGGGUGCCUGGAUUGCCGAUGAAUACUGGGGUCGUAUGCGAACCAUCCAAGUCUCCAUUGGCUUUGCUAUGCUUGGUCACAUUAUCAUCAUCAUCUCCUCUAUCCCCCCGGUUAUUGUACAUGCGAACGGUGCAUUGGCUUGCUUCGCUGUUGGUCUGGUGAUUUUCGGUAUUGGUGUGGGUGGAUUCAAAUCCAACAUCUCGCCCCUGAUUGCCGAACAAUACAAGGAGACCAAACUCUUUAUCAAGACCAUUCCUAAGACCGGUGAGCGCGUCAUCGUCGAUCCCGCGCAGACCAUUACUCGCAUCUUUCUCUACUUCUACUUCAUGAUCAACGUCGGCUCCCUUAUCGGAUCCGUGGCCAUGGUGUACGCAGAGAAGUACGUGGGAUAUUGGCUGGCGUUCCUUUUGCCGACCAUCAUGUUCGGUAUCUGUCCAAUUGUUCUGUUCUUCUGUCGCAAGCGGUACACGGUGACGCCCCCGACUGGAUCGGUUGUGACCAAGGCUUUCCAGCUGUGGAGCCUGGCUCUUCGUGGCCAAUGGUCCUGGAACCCUGUCACAUUCUACCACCGCUGCAAAUCUACCGAGUUUUGGGAUAGUGUCAAGCCUAGCCGUCUUGCCAACAAGCCCAGUUGGAUGACUUUUGAUGACAACUGGGUCGAAGAAGUGCGCCGUGCCGUCAAGGCCUGUGCUGUCUUUGCCUGGUACCCUCUUUACUGGCUGGCCUACGGACAAAUGACCAACAACCUGACCUCUCAGGCGGCCACCAUGCAGUUGCACGGCGUGCCUAACGAUAUCAUCAACAACCUGGACCCCCUUGCCCUCAUCAUCUUCAUCCCGAUCAUGGAUCAGUUCGUCUACCCGGGUCUUCGCAAGAUGGGCUUCCACUUCACCCCGAUCAAGCGUAUCUAUGCUGGAUACCUGCUGGCCUCCGCAUCCAUGAUUGCCGCUGCCGUCACGCAAUACUACAUUUACAAGCUGAGCCCAUGUGGCAACCACCCCAGCACCUGCGACGAGGCCGCUCCCAUCAACGUGUGGGUGCAAGCAGUGCCUUACGUGCUGAUUGCCUUUUCGGAAAUUUUCGCCUCCAUUACUGGUUACGAGUAUGCGUAUACCAAGGCGCCGAAGAACAUGAAGAGUUUGGUUCAAUCUCUUUACCUCUUCAUGAACGCCAUUUCAUCUGCUAUCCAGCAGGGUCUUACCGCCCUGUCAACCGAUCCCCUCUUGAUCUGGAACUAUGGGUUCGUCGCCGUGCUGGCUUUCGUCGGUGGAAAUCUCUUCUUCCUCUGCAACUUGAAGCUUGAUAAGGAGGAAGACGAGUUGAACAACAUCGAGGAGUCGGCAUAUCUGGGACGCAACGCGGGCGAACCUGGAAAGAUCGAGGCGUAGUGAUCACGGUGUAUGAUUUAUG
Aspergillus piperis CBS 112811 is the source of this 1858-nucleotide messenger RNA. RefSeq names its product putative MFS peptide transporter. Gene Ontology annotation, cellular component: membrane. The record is from RefSeq and is a predicted model, not a curated record. Gene Ontology annotation, biological process: transmembrane transport; oligopeptide transport. Lineage: Eukaryota; Fungi; Ascomycota; Eurotiomycetes; Eurotiales; Aspergillaceae. Bases 1 to 1836 code for a protein of 611 amino acids. Gene Ontology annotation, molecular function: dipeptide transmembrane transporter activity. The transcript has 7 exons.